Messenger RNA from Adineta ricciae, 3081 nucleotides. Lineage: Eukaryota; Metazoa; Rotifera; Eurotatoria; Adinetida; Adinetidae. The record is from the annotation of a GenBank genome assembly.
AUGACAAAUCAAACAUCUCCGAUCGAUGAAGAUAUCGAUGAUCAACUUUAUAAUCGGCAACGAUAUGUUCUCGGUGAUGAUGCUAUGAAACGUUUGAGGCAACAUCAUAUUUUAAUCAUCAAUGCUGGUGGUCUGGGAAUUGAAAUAGCGAAAAAUGUUGUUCUUGCUGGUGUACAUAGUGUAACUUUACAAGAUUCAAAUAAUGCGAGUAUACUAGACCUCGCUACUCAAUAUUAUCUACAUGAGAACGAUAUUGGAAAGAAUCGGGCUGAAUGCAGUUUGGAGAAAUUACGGGCAUUAAACGAUUAUGUGAAAAUUUACACUUGCAAGAAAACGUUAUCCGAUUGUUCAGCGGAAUACUUCCAAAAGUUUACAUGUGUGGUUCUAACUGAAGGCAAUCUAGAUGAAAUGAAACGAGUCAAUGAAAUUUGUCGAACGAAUAAUAUAGUCUUUAUUACGGCCGAUAUCUACGGUGUUUUUUCUCGAUGUUUUGUUGAUUGUGGAGCGCAACCAUUCACUGUAUUUGACAAAGAUGGUGAACAGUUGAAAGAAGUGUUCAUUAACCAUAUCUCACCGGAAGGAAUCGUAACGGUUGCGGGUGACGAAAGACAUCCUUUUCAAGAUAAUGAUAUUGUUUCAUUCCGAGAGCUGAUUGGCCUAGAGAAAUUAAAUCAUUGCGAAAGAACUGUGAAAGAUAUGAAUGUUCAUCAAUUUUCUAUUGGAGAUAUAUCUUCCCUUGGCGGAGAAUACAAACGAGGAGGCAUCGCACGAGAAGUAAAACAAAAAGUGCAGAUGAAUUUUCAAAGUUUGAAUGAGCAAAUAAGUAAUCCAAGAAUUUUAACGAUUGAUGGUUCUGAUUACUGGACAAAAGACAUCUCUGGAGAUGUUCCCCAAGUUAUCUAUGUGCAUGUGAUUCUGUUAGCCAUAAGCGAAUUUAAACAACUGCAUCAACGAUUACCUGAACCGAUAGAAGAAAAUGAUCAAAUCAUUCUAACAAACUUAGCAAGAAAAUAUUUGGAUGAAUUGAAAUCCAACGAUCACAAAGUGAACGACGAUUGUUUUCAAAAUCUGACGAAAUAUGUCUUCUACACAGCCAAAGGUUCGUUUGCUCCAAUAUGUUCUGGCAUGGGUGGUUUUGUUGGCCAACAAGUUCUUACGGCAAUCACCGGUAAAUUCACACCAGUUCGACAAUGGCUUUACCUUGACGCAUACGAAUUAAUCAAAGAGAUUCCAGUAGAAGAUGAAUAUAAACAACUGAAAUCAGUGACACCAGAUCGAUAUCAAGCCUUACGGCUGUGCAUUGGCAAUACACUUGUUCAAUGUCUUGCACGACAACGUUUAUUCAUGGUUGGUUGUGGUGCAAUUGGAUGUGAAUUAUUAAAAUUGUUCGCUCUCCUUGGCGUCGGUAGAAAUGGACAAAUUACCAUUACUGAUCAUGAUCAUAUUGAAAAAUCUAAUUUAAAUCGUCAGUUUUUAUUCCAUAAACAACAUCUCAAUCAACCAAAAUCAACAAUCGCUGCACAAUCAGCUCUUGAAAUGAAUCGAGAACUGCAAAUUCAAUCUCACACACAAAAAGUUGGCGUUGGCUCCAAUGAUCUCUGCUCUGAUGCAUUUAUAUCCAGCCAAACCAUUAUCGUCAAUGCACUAGACAAUGUCGAAGCUAGACGAUAUAUGGACUCACGUUGCGUGACAAACAAAAGACCUUUGAUUGAAUCCGGAACCAUGGGUCCAAAAGGUCAUACAUUUGUUGUUGUACCAUACAAGUCAGAAUCUUAUUCCAAUCAAAAUGAUCCAAUUGAUAGAGAUGUUCCGUAUUGUAAUGUGAAAUCAUUUCCGGCAAAUAUCGAACAUUGUACAAUUUGGGCUAGAGAAAAAUUUGAAAGUGCUUUUCAUAUGAAACCAUCAUUGUACAACAGUAUUAUGUCCCAAGCAAAUAUAUGGGAUCGUAUUAAUAACGGAGAUACGAUCGAAGAUCUGCCUAAGAUUUAUAAAUUUAUGAAACGAAAAUGUCUCGACUGGAACGAUUGUUUGUGUUUGGCAAGAGAAAAAUUCGAUAAAUAUUUUUCGAAUAAAGCACGAGAUUUGUUACAUAAAUUUCCAGCUGAUAUGGUCGACGACAAAGGAGUUCCAUAUUGGAAAUUACCAAAACGAGCACCGACACCACUUGAAUUUGAUAUUAAUAAUGAUCUCCAUUACAAUUUUGUUUUGUCGUGUGCGAAAAUAUUUGCCAUGAUCUAUGCGAUUCCGGUAACCAACGAACAGAUCAACGAUGUGGAAACCAAUCGAGAUGUUAUUUCACAGAGUAAAAUUGAACAGUGGCAGCCUAGAAAUAAGAUGAUUAUAACUGAUCCGACAGUUGCAAAACCAACUACAUCUAAACACGAAGGUGAUAUUAGUUCCGAUGAAUGGAAAUAUGUUCAAGAUCGCACAAAAGCUUUUAAAGCCGUGCCCAUUCCAUUCGAAAAAGAUGAUGAUUUUCAAAUCGACUUUAUUACAUCUGCGACCAAUUUGAGAGCACAAAUGUAUGCUCUUGAGAUGGGUGAUCGAUAUGAAAUCAAACGUAUCGCCGGACGUAUUGUGCCUGCGAUUGGAACAACAACUUCUACUGUAUCUGGCCUUAUUAUUGUUGAACUUGUCAAAUUAUGUCUGAGUCAAUUGAAAGAUCUCUCUUUGGCUGUUUACAGAAAUUUCUACAUCAACAUUGCAUUACCGUUUUUUAUCUCCAGUGAGCCGUUAGCGUGUGAAACACAAAAGAUUGGAAAAUUUGAAGUCAAUAUUUGGUCAAGUUUUGAAAUUAAAGGAAAUCCAGACAUGACUCUCGAAGGAUUCAUACAGGAAGUCGAAAAAAAAUAUGAUAUCAAACCAGUAUUAAUAUCCGAAGGAGUCAAGUCAGUUUAUGCACCCUGGAUGCCAAAAGCGUCAUCACAAUUAAAACGAAAAAUGGAUGAAUUACUACCGCACAAAGCGAACAUAACCUAUUCCGAUUUAGUUGUUUUACCGGAUGAUAACGAUAUGGAUGUUCAAACUGACGGAAAUAGCGAAACGACACCACCGCCUAUUCGUUACUAUUUCAAUGGUUAA